Messenger RNA from Populus euphratica (Euphrates poplar), 1962 nucleotides. RefSeq names its product putative pentatricopeptide repeat-containing protein At1g12700, mitochondrial. NCBI's taxonomy places the organism in Eukaryota, Viridiplantae, Streptophyta, Magnoliopsida, Malpighiales, Salicaceae. The coding region runs from base 242 to 1735 and encodes 497 amino acids. The record is from RefSeq and is a predicted model, not a curated record. Gene Ontology annotation, molecular function: mRNA binding; protein binding. The transcript has 2 exons.
CGAACAUGAUGAUGCGGAAAAGCCCUUUCGCAGCUUCUGGUUCUUGUGUUUCUCAGCUUCUUCAACAACAACAAAUGGAAAUGGUGAUUAUAGCAAUCCUAAUAGUGUUGCCGAUGCCGUUGCUUCUUUCAAUCAGUUGCUUAGCAUUCGUCCAGUGCCAUCCAUUGUGGAAUUUAACAAGUUAUUAGGGUCCAUUGUGAAAAACAAGCACUACUCUACUGUAAUCUCUUUCUUCAAACAAAUGGAUUUGUCAAAUAUCAGACCUAAUGUUGCUACUCUUACCAUUUUGAUUAACUGCUUCUGCCACUCCAACCAUCAGCACAUUCCUUUUGCAUUCUCUGUUUUUGGUAAAAUGUUCAAACUUGGACUUCAACCCACUCUUGUCACUUUCAAUACCCUACUUAGCGGCCUUUGCUCUAAGGCCAAAAUAAUGGAUGCAGUAAAAUUGUUUGAUGAGAUGGUAAAGAUGGGGCAUGAACCUGAUGUGAUUACUUAUAGUACUAUAAUUAAUGGUUUAUGCAAAAUGGGCAACACGACCAUGGCACUUCAGUUGCUCAAGAAGAUGGAAGAAAAAGGUUGUAAGCCAAAUGUGGUGGCAUAUAAUACAAUCAUAGAUGGCCUUUGUAAAGAUAGACUGGUAACUGAAGCCAUGGACUUCAUUUCUGAAAUGAUCAAGGAAGGAAUUCCACCAGAUGUUUUUACUUACAGCUCAAUUCUGCACGGUUUUUGCAAUUUAGGACGAGUGAAUGAAGCAACUAGCUUGUUCAAGCAAAUGGUUGAAAGGAAUGUUAUUCCAAAUAAAGUGACAUUCACUAUUUUAAUUGAUGGACUCUGCAAAAAAAGGAUGAUUUCAGAAGCUUGGCUUGUUUUUGAAACGAUGACUGAAAAGGGUUUAGAACCAGAUGUUUACACUUACAACGCUUUGAUGGAUGGAUACUGUUCUCGAAGCCAAAUGGAUGAGGCCCAAAAAUUGUUCAACAUCAUGGAUCGCAAGGGUUGCGCACCUAAUGUUCGAAGUUAUAACAUAUUGAUCAACGGGCACUGUAAGAGUGGAAGGAUUAAUGAGGCAAAAGGACUCCUUGCUGAAAUGUCUCAUAAAUCAUUGACCCCUGAUAUUUUCACUUACAGUACUCUUAUGAGAGGUUUUUGCCAAGUAGGGAGACCUCAGGAGGCACGGGAACUUCUUAAGGAGAUGUGCUUUUAUGGCCUGCUUCCAAAUUUGAUAACUUACUCUAUUGUGCUAGAUGGCUUAUGCAAACAUGGCCAUUUGGACGAGGCAUUCGAACUGCUCAAUGCAAUGCAGGAGAGCAAGAUAGAACCAAAUAUUUUCAUUUAUACUAUCCUUAUUGAAGGGAUGUGCAAUUUUGGCAAGCUUGAGGCUGCAAGGGAAGUGUUCUCCAAUCUUUUUGUUAAAGGAAUACAACCUACUGUGGUUACAUACACUGUCAUGAUCAGUGGACUUUUGAAAGGAGGACUAUCAAAUGAAGCAUGUGAGUUGUUUAGAGAAAUGGCAGUUAAUGGCUGCUUGCCGAAUGGUUGCACUUACAAUGUAAUCAUCCAAGGAUUUCUUCGAAACGGUGACACAUCAAAUGCAGUACGACUAAUCGAAGAAAUGGUUGGUAAAGGAUUCUCUGCAGAUUCGUCUACAUUUAGAAUGUUAUCGGAUCUGGAAUCAAGUGAUGAAAUCAUAAGUCAAUUUAUGCGUGGAAGCUCUCAAGAUAGGAAAACGAAGUGAAAUUUUCCCAUCAACCGUAGUUUUCAUCAAAAUAGCUAGGUUUUCGUACACCCUUUCAAGUUUUUGCACUGCACAUAUUUUGAGCCUUGAUGAGCAAUUUCUUACGCGCCAGCGACUAUUACUAGUAAUGUGAAUAGAUGAUCCAUUAAUUGAUUAUAUAUUGAUAAUAUUUUAUUUAUUGUAAGUGCUUAAGACUAUCAGAAUGGCAAAAUGGAAAGUUGCAGUUU